This is a messenger RNA of Thecamonas trahens ATCC 50062, 4449 nucleotides long. RefSeq lists its product as uncharacterized. The transcript is spliced from 2 exons. Gene Ontology annotation, molecular function: protein binding; metal ion binding. The record is from RefSeq and is a predicted model, not a curated record. Lineage: Eukaryota; Apusomonadida; Apusomonadidae. Bases 1 to 4449 code for a protein of 1482 amino acids.
AUGGGCAUCGAGACGGACGCUGGAGUCGAAGCCGAGAUUAGAAUCGAUGGAGAAGAUCUACGCGCCGCUGAAGAGGCUGGCGAUCUGGCGGGCACGCUUGCGGCUCUGGCCGGAAUGGCAUCACAGGCUGCGCAUGCCGGUGCUCCCCGAGACGCUGUUGCCUACCUGGCGGCGGGCGCGUGCCUGGCCGAGGACGUCCUGCUUGAAGCCGCUGUCAUCGAGAAGAGUGCAGAGACGGAAGACGCCCGCGCGACAGCGGCAGCAGUCAUGACGACGCUCCGCUCCGAGCUGCGGAGCUUCCAGGCCGCCAUCGGAGUGGUCAUGGGCGACGCUGCUGGUGGUUUCACCCCUGCCCGCCCGCCUACGGCGCUGCCGGAGGAGACAGUGGUGCGGUGGCGGCAGCGGCACGCGGCGCUCAAGGCUGAGCUUGUCUCGGGCCUUGCUGCCGUUCUCGAAACGCCGCCGGAUGGCCCAUCACCGUCGGCCUCGCCCAUGCCUGAUGAGCCGCUGCCGCUUCCUCCGGCACUCGGCCUUGCGAGCCCACCGCUGCCGCCGGCUGCGGCCUCGCUCGGCAUCCUGCUUCACGCCGCAUCGGCCGGCGUCGAGGCGCUUCUCGCCGACAUUGCGGCUGCCUGCGGCGAAGCACUCGGUGUGCACUCGGUGGUCGGCAGUGCGGCGUAUGCUGUUGUAGCCCUCUCGCCUAUCGCCACGGCCGAGGCACACGUGCUCUCGCCGGUGGCCGUCGCCAUCCUGUACGGACCGGGCGGGAGCCAGCACGCCGACUGUCUCGCCCGGCUGGGCGAGCUUGUCGCCAUGGGCGUGGUGGCACUCGGAGGCACGCCAGCGUUUGUCCUCCGCGAGUCGACGCACUCGCCCGUCACGCCCGGUCUCCGCCUCGCCUCGGGCCCGUCCGUCUUUGUCGGCACGCCGCUGCAAUUCGCGCAGUGGGCCGUCCACCACCGCGUCGUCCGUCCGCUCUCGCUACUUGGCCCGGCGACCGCCGACGCGCGCGCGCUCCUCGACUCGGCGGUUGAGUUGCAGAGCGCUGCGGUCGACGCCGCCGUCGAGGUCGGCACCUCCCCGCCGCGAGCGUGGGUUCCAGACGCGGCGCGCUCUGCCUGCGCGCUCUGUGUCGCCAGCUUUGGCUUUCUUCGCCGUCGCCAUCACUGCCGCCAGUGCGGCGAGGUGGUGUGCGCUAGCUGCUCACCACAACGCAAGCCACUUCCCAAACUCGGGCUCGACAAGGCGGUCCGGGUCUGCCGCGAGUGCGCGCCGCACCCGCUGCCGAUGCGGCGCGAGCGCCACGACCGUGCGCUAGCCGCUCUCUCGGUCGCAGUUGUCCAGUUUGCGCCAAGCGUUUGGCACGUCGCCGCCAUCGACGGUGAGACCGUCUGCGGUGGGCCUGGUCGGCUUGGCACGCGGGUCUUUGACGCCCAUACAGGCGCCUGGGACUUUGUCCACACCGUUCUUGAUGGUCUUGCGCUGUACGCAGGCCUCGCAGGCACUUGGACAAGCACCAGUGGCCUUGUCGAGGCGCUUGUCGAGGACCAGCUGGUGAGCCCUCCGUGGGCGCUGCGGGUCUCGCAGCUUGUUGCUGCCCUCGCUGCGCUCCGGGUCGAGGCGCAGGUCUUCCACGGCACGUCGUCGGCCGAGAUGACGGUGCGCGGCGCUGAGGCCAGUGGCGUCUUUUCCAUGGGCCGCGGCCUCCGCGCCGCGCUCGUCCACGCCUGGCGGGUCCUUCUCCCACUCCGCGAGUGGGUCGAGGCUUUUGUGCUCUCGGCCGAGGCCGCUGCGGGCGGCAGUCCGCAGCUGGACGACAAGGCACUGUAUGACGAGAGCCCGCGCCCAGUCGGCGCGGUCGCGCUUCUGCUCGGCGAGUAUGCUGACGCACAGGAGAUGCUGGCACCACUGGUCGAGCUCAACCCGCACGUGGUCUUUGAUCUGGGCAUGCUUGUGGCCGCGCUGCGGUGGUCCGGCGCCCACGACGAUGCGAGCGCCCGGGUCGCGGCUGCCUCUGUUGCGCUCUCGGCGCAGUACAAAAAGUCCGCCUCGCGCAUGCACCCGACAGAACUGCGGCUCCUUGCCGAGCGCCUGGCGCAGGUCCACGAGCUGGAAGCUGUGCUCGCCCUCAGCAUUGCCGACGGUCGCGCCGCGGUGGAGGCUGCAGCCGCGGCCUACGCGCUGCGGACCAAGCAUCUCGGGCCUGAAUCUGCACUCACUGUCCUCUCGGGCUUGUGGGGCGGAGUCAUAGAGGCCCGCUGGCGCGGCAUGGACAUUGAGCCCAACGAGGCCAUGGUCGCCGAGCUUGUGGCGGGCGUCGAGUUUCUGCUGCAGACAGGGGCGCCUGGCGCGGCGCUUGCGGCCCGAGUCGCAAUCUGCGCCGCGCGGGCACUGGUGGCGUGCGGCAGCCCUAGCCCGGCAGUCGACGUCCUCGCGCGGGUCCUUGAGUCAGUUGCGGGUACGCUUCCGCGGCUGGGCGUCCAGAUUGCGCCGCAUGUCCGCGUGGCUGUUCUCGAGGCAUACGCCCGAUACGGUGGUGCCUCACCCGAAGGCGCCAUCCGCGCCGCCGAGCAAGUUCUUGCAGAGCAGCUCUCGCCCGAGCUGGCGGUCGAUGACGCGAUCGGUGCCAUGCGCUGGGCGCGCCCGGUCCUUGCCCGCGGCGCCAUUGGUGCAGCCUGCCAUGCCCAUGCGGUCUACUACUCGGUUGUAGUCGAUCUCCGGCGAUGCGCGCGUGCGCUGCGUAUUGCGCUCGCCACGCGAACCCUCCAGCCACAGGUGGUUGUGGCCCCGAGUCGCGCGAGCUCAGUCAGCUCGUCGUUUGAGCUGGAGUCGAUGGUCCGGCUCCCGGCCGCCGAGUCUUCCGGCUCGCUCGCACCCGAGCCGUUGCCGGCUGCGCCGGGGACCCCGUCGAGUCUCUCGGGCAUGCUGGCAGCGGUCGAUGGCAGCGGCGCUGCGCAGCAGCGAUGCAUCGUCGAGCUGGAGCGGCGGUUAGGCCUUGUCUCGCUGCAGAUGGGCCUCAACGACGACGCGAUGGACUUGCUGGAGAACAACGUCGACGACCUCGAGUACCUGGGGGCGAGUGCAGCUGAGCUUGCCGAGGCGCGGGCGUAUCUGGGGCGGGCGGCGCUCGAUCGAGGUGAGGCCGCAACGGCGCUGGCGCUGGCACGGGGGGCGGUCGACGCGGCGCUCCAAGCGUACGGCGCACACGGCUCGCUCUGCAUGUGGGCCGGAGCGCUCGAGUGCGAGGCGCUGGCAGUGGUUGGUGAGGACGCAGAACUCGGGGCGCGGCGUGGGGCGCUGCUAACAGCAGUCCGCGAGAUCGGGGUCGACGUCGGCGACGAGGGUGCCCAGCUGGCGUGGAAGCCGUUUGCGCUGCCAGGCCUUGGCCUCGCUGUCGCGCCCAAAAUCCUAGCGGCGCGGAUUGGGACCGAAGGCCGGGCGUACAUGCGGCUGGCGACGACAGCGGCGUCGGCUAGCGAAGCCAUCCGGUUUGUCAAGCUCGCGCUGCCGCUGCUCCGCGUCGGGCUCGGCGUGGAUGACGUGUGUGUCGCCGAGGCCCACGAGCUACUCGGGUGCUGGCUGCGGGCGUCGGGCCUGGUCGCCGAGGCGUACGCGCACUUUGAGGCUGCGUACGCGGUGUACAUCGGGCUCUGGCUCAAGCGCGGGACCGAGAAGUUGACACUCGGCACACUUGUAGCCGCCCACGAACAUGUCGCUUGUGCGCUGCUCGAUCUCGACAAGCCCGAGGCCGCGCUCGCGGUCUUCACCAUGGCGCUCGGCUACGUCGAGGUCGGGACCGUGGCUUUCGGGAGCGCCGGCGACAACGGCAGUGAGCGGGUGCUCGAAACCGAUGCCGAGUCGGACGAGACAGAGGAUGGGACGCGCGCGCCGGGUGCCGGCUUGGACAUGCCGCCGAGAAGGGGCGUAGGCGAGGUCGAUGUCGACGGCGCGGUGGCAUCAUCGUUUGUCUCGGCGUCUUUUGGACUCGGCGUCGCGGCGCCGAGCCCGCUCCUCCCACCGAGUGGGACUACAACAACUUGGUGGCACUCGUCCGGAGCGCGCGGCCGCAACGCAGUCGCGCUCUCGCCGUCGCAGCUUGUCGGCGAGCUCAUCGCAGAGUUCCGGGUCCACGGCGAGGAGCGCGACGCGCGGUGCGGGGCUGAGCGCUUCCACUCGCGCGCCAUGUGUCUCGCCGUCCUCCGCAUGCACAUGGCGAGGGUGUAUGCGCAGCUCGGCGAGGUCGAACUCACCAUUGCCGCCGCAGAGUCUGCGCUCUCCGCCGAGAUGGCGGUCGAGAUCUCGCUCCGGAUGGAUGGCACCUUCUACACCACCCUUGCCGCCGCAGUCGAGUCGGUCACCGGCAAGUGCACCUUUGCCGCCCGCCUCCGCAACGCCGAGGAGCAGACCGAGGUGCGGCGUCGAGUCGCCGCCUCGCUCCAGAGCAUGUGA